ACUCCAAUCAAACCCGGUCAAACCAAACUUCCAUCUCCUCCCCCUUUGAUUUACGAGACUCCAGCCAUUUAACUUCCCUACUCGAAGAUAUGGCUGAAAGCGCUAAAGAUGCAGUGUCGCAAGCUGGAGCUGCCUUCAGGGAGGACGGAAAAAUCGGGUCUGUGUUUGGUACGGAUGGAGCUGUGGGAGGGACUGCACAGAAGGUGGGAGGGCCGUUUGAUAAGGACGGACUGAUUGGAAAACAGUUCACGACGGAUGGAUUAAUGGGAGGCACGGCACAGAUUGCAGGCGAAAAAAUCAGUGGAUCAGCUGCUAGUGCAAAACAGAACCCUCAGAGUGGGUCAGCGGAUAGAUCGACCAGACCUGCAGAUCGUUGAUUCUUGUAUCGUGCGGUAGCUAUUUCAUGCAUAAGAAUGUGACAUUCAAACUAUAGUAUCUUUUACCAUACACACAAAAUCUCAGCGCUUCACCACGUACUUGUAAGGCCUUAACUAGUAUUGCCUGAAUCGUGUUUUUUUUGUGAGGUAGGAGUAGGACAGGGCAGAUGGAGGCUCCGGCCGCUAGGUAAGUCCAAGGGGGGGAGGGGCACGGUAGACAGAUAGCAUAUUACACAUUUGUCAUAGUACAGAACACUUCUUCAAUCGCGGGAUCAGUUGGCACUUCCACGGGAAGAUAAAGUGCCUGUUUACCAGGCACUUCUGGGCCAAUGAACUUGGGCCACCAUCUAAAAUCAGCUUCACCGACGCGUAUAUGGACGUCGAUGUCUCCCUUUUUAGCUGCAAAUAAUGCAGAAUACACAUUUUGUACAAUGACCUUCUCCAGACGACACUGGCUGAUAUGAGGGAGAUGCAUAACAGUGAGUGAUGCACCGCGACAUGAUCGCGACACAUGCCCAAGGCUGACCAGAUCAUCCACAUCCAUGAGGAGAGCAAUAUUUUGCCAGAUCUCUGUAGGAAGAUAGCCGACUUGAGUGGUAUUGACACAAUCAUUGUGUGACGAUAGCGAUUCAGGGGAGCUUCUACCAUCCUUCCGUAUAUCCUGAGGGAAUGUCUCAUCGAAGUUAAGAAAUGGGCAGGCUUUGAGGUAUCUUUGCAUGAUGUCAGGAUCAGGCCGAUGAGCGAGUCGGGUAAGAGCUGUGAUGCCCUCUGUUGAAGGUGAUGUCGCAAAGAAUGAUGGCAAGAACUGCAGGGCAGGCGUGUGGGUGAAAGACCCUCCUGUAAGUCUAUCGAUGCGCACGAUAACGCAAUGGUAGAUG
Serpula lacrymans var. lacrymans S7.9 is the source of this 1255-nucleotide messenger RNA. RefSeq lists its product as uncharacterized. The transcript is spliced from 5 exons. NCBI's taxonomy places the organism in Eukaryota, Fungi, Basidiomycota, Agaricomycetes, Boletales, Serpulaceae. Bases 90 to 377 code for a protein of 95 amino acids. The record is from RefSeq and is a predicted model, not a curated record.